ACAGGAAAGGAUCAUGAGCCACAAUCUCCUUAAUCUCAAUUUUUAGAAACUUUAGCAUUGGGCUUUUUGUAUCCAUGACCACUUUGUAACCAGAAGUAUCAAUACCAAGUCAUUUUAGGAAGUGCGGUAACACUUUGGAAGCAGCUCGAUGUGCUGAUGGGUGCGAACCGUAAUGGUGACGUAAAGGAGGUGAAUCGGAAUUACUACGAUCGCGAUGUGUGUCGCCUGUACUUGUCUGGCCUUUGUCCUCACGAGUUCUUCUAAUUAACGAAAAUGGAUAUGGGGCCAUGUCCAAAGGUCCACUCUUUGCAGCUGAGGAGAGAGUAUCCUUAUAUUACUCACAAUGCUGGAUAGCCUUUCAUUUGCAUUUGCAUUUGCAUUUCAUUUGCAUUUCAUUUGCUGUUCAUUUCAGCCUCAUUUCCACAACAUUUGCAGCUUUAGCUUGCUGCACUUUGCUGCUACCGUGCUAUUGGUGCAGCUCUCCCUUCAUUUUGCUGCCAUUUUGUGCAGCUUGAACACCACAACUCUAACAGUUUUCUCAAGAAGAGAGAAACAAGAGCUGCAAACUUGAUCGGUAUGAUGACAGGAGAAAGAAGCAGAGAUCAUGAGAGAGAAUCAAGUUGGGACUGAGACCGAGGGAAUAGCUGUGACCAAGGGAGGGAUUAUGAUCAUAGGAGCAGAGAUCGUGAGAGGUAUAGUGAUCGAGGUCGUGCUAGGAAUUAUGAGUGCUUUCAGACUUAUGAUUCUAGAAGUCACCACAAGUCACAUUCAAGGUCUAGGGAACGCUCCAGGGAUUAUGAUCGCCACAGGUACUUAAAUACCUUUAAUAAAAUUAAUUCUUCUACUAUUUUAUUAAGGGUAUUUAAGAAACUUAUAGAGUAAACUACAUUUUUAAUAUACUGUCUGUCCUAUAUACUUUUUUAAUAGAAUAUCAUUAAUCAUGUAUAGUGAUUACUUAUUCCAUGACAUAAAUUUGUUGUAAGUUG
Molecule: messenger RNA, 986 nt
Organism: Rubroshorea leprosula
Lineage: Eukaryota; Viridiplantae; Streptophyta; Magnoliopsida; Malvales; Dipterocarpaceae
Source: the annotation of a GenBank genome assembly